Messenger RNA from Emys orbicularis (European pond turtle), 732 nucleotides. RefSeq names its product potassium channel tetramerization domain containing 14 (gene KCTD14). Gene Ontology annotation, molecular function: protein binding. The transcript has 2 exons. Gene Ontology annotation, biological process: protein homooligomerization. Lineage: Eukaryota; Metazoa; Chordata; Testudines; Emydidae. The record is from RefSeq and is a predicted model, not a curated record. The coding region runs from base 1 to 732 and encodes 243 amino acids.
AUGAGCAUUUCAUCAGAGCACCGAUCCCUUGGGAAACAAGUCACGAGCAGUCUACAAACGCUGUCACCGAUCGUGGAGUUAAACAUUGGCGGGGAGGUGUACACAACAACGCUAAGCACCCUGAGGAAACACCCUGGCUCCAAGCUGGCAGACAUGUUUACUGGCCAGCCCAAGCUCAGGACAGACACAGAGGGGAGGUUCUUCAUUGACAGGCCAGGCACCUAUUUUAAGUACAUCUUGGAAUACCUCCGCAGUAACCAGGUGCCCACCCAGUGCAUCCAGGACGUGUACAAAGAGGCAUUGUUCUAUGACAUCGAGCCUCUGGUCAAGCAGCUGGAGGACUCCCCUCAGAUUUUUGGGGAGGUGGUGGCAAGGAAGCAGUUUCUGGCCCGUGUGCCCAACUACAGCGAGAACAUUGAGCUGAUGAUUCGCAUCGCCAGGGCAGAGGCGGUAGCAUCCCGCCAGUCCAGCGUCAUGGUGUGUGUGGUCAGGACCGAGGAGGAUGCAGCCAAGUGUCACGACGCCCUGAAUAGCUUGGACAUGGAUAAGAAAUCGGUGGUGAAGUUUGGCCCCUGGAAGGCGACGCCGAGCAUUUCUGACCUUUUGGAUUGCAUUAAAAUGGACAUUGAAGCCAAAGGAUACAAGAUUUCCUUCCAGCCCCACGUCACAGAGAAAGGCUUCCGGUUCAAAUCCUACGACUUCUUCUACAAAUUUCUGUUCACCUGGUGGUAG